AUGAAGUUCACCCUGGGCCUGGGUUCGCGGGCGUGGAGAGUGUCCUGGGAGGGGGCAGCAGCGGCGGCGGCAGGCCCUGGAGCAGGCGGCAGCGCGCUCGGCGGCCGCUCACAGCGCGUCUCCAGCCCGCGGCUGGGCCGCCGCGGCUCUCGGCUCUCGCGCGCCCUCCCUCUAUGCCUCUCCCGCGGCGGCGGCGGCGCCCAAGCUCUCCCGGACUGCGCCGGGCCCAGCCCCGGCCACCCCGGCCACCCCGGCGCCAGGCAGCUGACCGGCCCGCGCGCUAUGGAGCAGACGUAUGGCGAGGUGAACCAGCUGGGCGGUGUGUUCGUCAACGGCCGCCCCCUGCCCAACGCCAUCCGCUUGCGCAUUGUGGAGCUGGCGCAGCUGGGCAUCAGACCCUGUGACAUCAGUAGGCAGCUCCGCGUAUCCCACGGCUGCGUGAGCAAGAUCCUGGCGCGUUACAACGAGACUGGCUCCAUUCUGCCCGGGGCCAUCGGGGGCAGCAAGCCCCGCGUCACCACUCCCAACGUGGUCAAGCACAUCCGGGACUACAAGCAGGGAGACCCUGGCAUCUUUGCCUGGGAGAUCCGCGACCGGCUGCUGGCCGACGGCGUCUGUGACAAGUACAAUGUGCCCUCGGUGAGCUCCAUCAGCCGCAUCCUGCGCAACAAGAUCGGCAGCCUGGCGCAGCCCGGACCGUACGAGGCAAGUAAGCAGCCGCCGUCGCAGCCUACGCUGCCCUACAACCACAUCUACCAGUACCCCUACCCCAGUCCCGUGUCGCCCACCGGCGCCAAGAUGGGCAGCCACCCCGGGGUCCCGGGCACGGCGGGCCACGUCAGCAUCCCGCGCUCAUGGCCCUCGGCACACUCGGUCAGCAACAUCCUGGGCAUCCGGACGUUUAUGGAGCAAACAGGGGCCCUGGCUGGGAGCGAAGGCACCACUUACUCUCCCAAGAUGGAAGACUGGGCCGGCGUGAACCGCUCGGCCUUCCCCGCCACCCCGGCAGUGAAUGGGCUGGAGAAACCUGCCUUAGAGGCAGACAUUAAAUACACUCAGUCGGCCUCUACCCUCUCUGCCGUGGGCGGCUUCCUCCCCGCCUGCGCCUACCCGGCCUCCAACCAGCACGGCGUGUACAGCGCCCCGGGAGGCGGCUACCUCGCCCCGGGCCCGCCGUGGCCGCCGGCGCAAGGCCCUCCGCUGGCGCCCCCCGGGGCCGGCGUAGCUGUGCACGGCGGGGAACUCGCGGCAGCAAUGACCUUCAAGCAUCCCAGCCGAGAAGUGGCUGACAGGAAGCCUCCCAGCCCCGGCAGCAAGGCCCCGGACGCUCUCAGUAGCUUACACGGACUGCCCAUCCCGGCCUCGACCUCCUAGGGGCAGCUCUCCCCGGACCCGAGCUCGGAGGGAACGGCAGGCGGACCCGGGCGCACAGGUCUGCGCGGCGGCCCCGGCAAGCUGAGCGGGCAGGACCGGAGGACACACGGCGGAGGCGGAGGAAGCCAGCGCCGGCCCCCGGGUGGACGCCCAGCCAGCCCCCAGGCCCAGCCCUGCCUCUGUCCGGACCCACCACACUUCCUUUAUUGGCCUGGGUUUUCAGGCUUCUCUUAGCUUUGGCUUUAGACUGUUGCACCCUCCUCACAAUCCUUGCUCUGACGUGGCCUCCCUCGCUCUGCCAGCCUCAGAUUUCUUUUUUGUCACUCUCUUGUCUGUCUCCGUCUUGCCUCUCUCCCUCUUUCCUUCCCUUCUCUUUCUUUCUCA
Piliocolobus tephrosceles (Ugandan red Colobus) is the source of this 1758-nucleotide messenger RNA. It is a transcript of the gene PAX1, whose product is annotated as paired box 1. Gene Ontology annotation, molecular function: DNA-binding transcription factor activity, RNA polymerase II-specific; RNA polymerase II cis-regulatory region sequence-specific DNA binding. Lineage: Eukaryota; Metazoa; Chordata; Mammalia; Primates; Cercopithecidae. The record is from RefSeq and is a predicted model, not a curated record. Gene Ontology annotation, biological process: regulation of transcription by RNA polymerase II; anatomical structure development. The transcript has 5 exons. The coding region runs from base 1 to 1374 and encodes 457 amino acids.